Molecule: messenger RNA, 1817 nt
Organism: Sciurus carolinensis (gray squirrel)
Lineage: Eukaryota; Metazoa; Chordata; Mammalia; Rodentia; Sciuridae
Gene: Ptp4a3
Product: protein tyrosine phosphatase 4A3
Exons: 6
Coding region: 921-1442 (173 amino acids)
Biological process (GO): protein dephosphorylation; endothelial cell migration
Cellular component (GO): nucleus
Molecular function (GO): protein tyrosine phosphatase activity
Source: RefSeq, a predicted model, not a curated record
AAGACAGGUGCCUGUCCCCGGGGAAACCCAGGCUGGCUCCCAGCAACUGUUCCCAGGUCACAGCGCAGGCAUCCCAUGACCAGCUGGCACCACUGUGGAGGUGGCUUCCUCACUGGCAGUGUCUCCAUCUGUAGAGGAAGCCAGGGACCCAAGAGGACCUUCCCUGCAGGGGCCUAGCCUGUGCUGAUGGAGAGGCCCUCGGGAGUCAGCUCUGUGUCCUGCCGUGCCCAGAGUCACCACCAGGCCUGCCGCUGAGGAGCCCCUGCUCUGGCCCCCACCGCUGCCCCUGCCUUCCCAUGGCCUGUGCUGCCAGGCCUGGGGCCAUUGCUGCCGCCUGAGCCCCCUGCCUGCCUCCAGGAUUCGCUGUGCCCCAAUGGGGUAACGUGACAGAGGCCCCGCACACCAGGAGCUGCCACCCCCACCCCGGGGCUGCUGGAGCUGGUUCAGUCCAAGUUCAUUGACCUUUGGUCCUUGGGAGUUUGGGGCCACCUUUGAGCGAGGGGGCUCUUCACCACCCACGGAUGCAGAGCGUCCCCAGCGUCGGCACAGUGCCGGACGCUGCCCGCAGCCGGACUCACCGGGGGUUUCGACAGCGUGCCGAGUGUUUGGUGGUGGUGGUGAUUUUUGCCCCCUUAUGAUCCGGCUCUGAGACUCAGGGGUGUGGAGUUGCCUGUUUACUUUGGGGGUGUUUGGUUCCUCUUAUUUUUUAAGGACUGGGCUUUCUCUUUUUUAAUUAUCCACGUACUGGGAGCUUCCUUCCUCCUGGAGUGUUUGCACAAUAUUUGUGCUGGACGUGGGGUUUUUAAGAAAUCCUUUAUUUCUCUCAGACAAGUACAGGGAUCUCAUCCUGCCUUGCAUUGGGGGCUGGUGGGGCUUCUCUGGUGGGCGUCCUGGCCCUCUGUCCCUCCUGGGGAGGAGGCAUGGCGCGCAUGAACCGGCCCGCCCCUGUGGAGGUGAGCUACAGGAACAUGCGCUUCCUCAUCACGCACAACCCCACCAACGCCACCCUCAGCACCUUCAUCCAGGACCUGAAGAAGUACGGGGCCACCACUGUGGUGCGUGUGUGCGAGGUGACCUAUGACAAGGCCACACUGGAGAAGGAUGGCAUCACUGUGAUGGACUGGCCUUUUGACGAUGGGGCGCCCCCGCCUGGCAAGGUGGUGGAGGACUGGCUCAGCCUGCUGAAGGCCAAGUUCCUUGGUGACCCAGGCAGCUGUGUGGCCGUGCACUGUGUAGCGGGCCUGGGACGGGCUCCCGUUCUGGUGGCGCUGGCCCUCAUUGAGAGCGGAAUGAAAUAUGAAGAUGCCAUCCAGUUCAUCCGGCAGAAGCGCCGUGGGGCCAUCAACAGCAAGCAGCUCACCUACCUGGAGAAGUACAGGCCUAAACAGAGGCUGCGCUUCAAAGACCCCCACACACCCAAGACCAGAUGCUGCGUCAUGUAGCUCAGGACUUCACCAGGCUGGGGCUCCUGUCCUGACAGCCUCUGCCCGCCUUUCUCCCUGUGCCUCUGCCUGCCUGUGUCCAGGGAGUCCGAUGGCCCCAUGGCCCUCGCUUUCCCCCGUCUCAGUGUCUGCCCCGUGCCCUCUCCCGUGCCCUGGGGCUGCCACUCUGAGGCCCCCGUCCCUGGACCUCCCUCCAGCACCUCCCCACCACCCCUGCCUCAGCUCCCCUCCGCCCUGCCUUUUGUGGGGCUGGUGAACUUUUGAAGCACUGGCCUGGCCUCUGCGGCGGCACUCACCUGUGCUCAGCACUUAAGUUAUUGGAUUCCGGGGUGGUCGGUGCUCUGGACACUCAAAGGCAAUAAAGAGCGAGUCGCA